ACUGUCAAACCAACUGACGUGGAAUAUUGCUCAGUUAUUCUCUUCAGUUUUGGUUGGUUUGUCGCUUGUUCACAACAGAGAUUUAUUUUCUCGAAACAAAAAAAAACUAAAUAAAAUUGAUAAAAUUAUUGACCCAACGAUUAUUUGUGGUUAGACCAACAUGACCACGUACGAAGAGUAUAUUCAGCAGAAUGAAGAUCGUGAUGGUAUCCGUUUGACGUGGAAUGUUUGGCCAUCGAGUCGAAUCGAUAGUAGCCGAUUAGUGGUACCACUCGGAUGUUUGUAUCAACCAUUAAAGGAGCGUACAGAUUUGCCAGCAAUUCAAUAUGAACCGGUUUUGUGUACACGUAGCAAUUGCAGAGCUAUUUUGAAUCCAUUAUGUCAAGUGGAUUAUCGUGCAAAGUUAUGGGUUUGCAAUUUUUGCUUUCAACGAAAUCCGUUUCCACCACAAUACAGUGCAAUAACUGAGCAACACCAACCAGCCGAAUUAAUUCCGAACUUUAGUACAAUUGAGUAUACGAUUACACGGGCGCCAUGUCUACCACCAGUAUUUUUAUUGGUUGUCGACACGUGCAUGGAUGAUGAAGAAUUGGCUGCAUUAAAAGACUCAUUACAAAUGUCACUCAGUCUAUUGCCACCAAAUGCUCUAAUCGGUUUAAUAACAUUCGGAAAAAUGGUGCAAGUUCAUGAAUUAAAUUCAGAUGGUUGUUCCAAAAGUUAUGUUUUCCGUGGCACAAAAGACUUUUCUGCAAAACAAGUUCAAGAGAUGCUCGGUAUCGGGCGUGUUGCUGGUGGAGUGAAUACACAACAGCCAAAGGGUGCACCAAUUCCGCCUGCCAAUCGCUUUUUACAAACAGUACAUAAAUGUGACAUGGCACUAACGGAUCUAUUGAGUGAAUUGCAACGAGACCCGUGGCCAGUACCGCAAGGAAAACGUGCUUUACGUUCAACUGGUGCUGCAAUCUCCAUCGCAGUUGGAUUAUUGGAAUGUACAUAUCCAAACACUGGAGGGCGUAUCAUGUGCUUUGUUGGUGGUCCUUGCAGCCAAGGUCCCGGUCAAGUUUUGGAUGAUGAGCUAAAACAUCCAAUUCGGUCCCAUCAUGAUAUACACAAAGAUAAUGCAAAAUAUUUAAAGAAAGCCACGAAACACUACGAUGCCCUGGCUAUGCGGACAGCAACAAAUGGGCAUGUUUUGGACAUUUACUCAUGUGCCCUUGAUCAAACUGGUCUUCUGGAGAUGAAACAAUUAUGCAACUCUACUGGUGGUCAUAUGGUUAUGGGUGAUUCUUUCAAUUCAUCAUUGUUCAAGCAAACAUUCCAGCGUGUAUUUGCGCGUGACUCGAAAAAUGAUUUAAAAAUGGCAUUUAAUGCGACAAUUGAAGUGAAAUGUUCAAGAGAAUUGAAAAUUGAGGGUGGUAUUGGUUCAUGUGUUUCAUUAAAUGUAAAAAAUGCCUCUGUAUCGGAUAAUGAAAUCGGCUUGGGAAACACUGUUCAAUGGAAAUCAUGUGGCUUAAAUGCAAACACAACAUUUGCAUUUUUCUUCGAGGUGGCAAAUCAACACGCGGCACCAAUUCCGCAAGGCGGUCGAGGUUGUUUACAAUUCAUUACACAGUAUCAGCAUUCUAGUGGUCAACGUCGUGUUCGUGUUACAACAUUGGCAAGAAAUUGGGCCGAUGCAUCGACAAACCUACCGCAUAUAAGUGCUGGUUUUGAUCAAGAAGCUGCUGCAGUUUUAAUGUCUCGCAUGGUUGUUUAUCGAGCUGAAACUGAUGAUGGCCCCGAUGUGUUACGCUGGGUUGAUCGAAUGCUCAUUCGUUUAUGUCAAAAAUUCGGUGAAUAUGUUAAAGACGAUCCAAAUAGUUUUCGACUGGCUGAAAACUUUAGUUUGUAUCCGCAAUUUAUGUAUCACUUGCGUCGAUCGCAAUUCUUGCAAGUCUUCAACAAUUCACCAGAUGAAACAUCAUUUUAUAGACAUAUGUUAAUGCGUGAGGAUCUCACACAGUCACUUAUUAUGAUUCAACCAAUUCUGUACUCGUAUUCAUUCAACGGGCCACCUGAACCGGUCUUACUGGAUACAUCGUCAAUUCAGCCAGAUCGAAUUCUGUUAAUGGACACCUUUUUCCAAAUUCUUAUUUUCCAUGGUGAAACAAUAGCACAAUGGAGAGCCCUCAAAUACCAAGAUAUGCCAGAAUAUGCAAACUUCAAACAGCUGCUUCAAGCACCGGUUGAUGAUGCUCAAGAAAUUCUACAAACUCGCUUCCCCAUGCCACGAUAUAUAGAUACUGAAGCGGGAGGUUCUCAAGCACGAUUUUUACUAUCAAAAGUUAAUCCAUCACAGACACACAAUAAUAUGUAUGCUUAUGGUCAGCCAAUGAUCGGUUCCCCAGCUACGGAUGGAGGCGCUCCGGUACUCACUGAUGAUGUCUCGCUUCAAGUAUUUAUGGAGCAUUUGAAAAAAUUAGCUGUAUCAUCAAACACAUAAUGCUUGAUCGACUAGAAGUUUAAUGCACCAUGCAAAUGUCAUAUUUUAAUUCAAACUAUAUUCUAUAAAGAUUUUCUGUUUCAAAUCAAAAUAUCCCUUAUUUGUAAUUCAUUGAUUAAUAAAACAUUAGAAAUUUGAAGAA
Molecule: messenger RNA, 2624 nt
Organism: Contarinia nasturtii (swede midge)
Lineage: Eukaryota; Metazoa; Arthropoda; Insecta; Diptera; Cecidomyiidae
Gene: Sec23
Product: protein transport protein Sec23A
Exons: 8
Coding region: 161-2482 (773 amino acids)
Biological process (GO): intracellular protein transport; COPII-coated vesicle budding; endoplasmic reticulum to Golgi vesicle-mediated transport
Cellular component (GO): COPII vesicle coat; endoplasmic reticulum exit site
Molecular function (GO): zinc ion binding; GTPase activator activity
Source: RefSeq, a predicted model, not a curated record